UUUCAUUGAAUUUGAACUGCAUUAUUUUAACUGGAAAUGGCUAAAGGGGCAAAAGGCCCCAAAGGGAAGAAGGUCACAUUGAAGAUUGCUAAGACCUGCAUCAAGAUCACCUUUGAUGGAAAACGCCGUCUUGACCUGAGCAAGAUGGGCAUCACAACUUUCCCCAGGUGCAUCCUCAAGCUGGAUGAUGUGGACGAGAUAGACCUCAGCAGAAACAUGAUCAAAAAAAUCCCAGACGCAAUCGAAAAAUUUCAGAACCUGCGUUGGUUGGACUUGCAUAGUAACCAGAUUGAUAAGCUGCCAGAAACAAUAGGGAACCUACAGAACCUCAUUUUCCUGAAUCUCUGCAACAACAAGCUCACAGCCCGCAGCUUACCAGUGGAGCUAAAUCAGCUCAAGAAUCUGCGAAACCUUAAUCUUGGCCUAAACCACAUUGACAAUCUCCCAACCACUCUGGGAGCUUUAAAGGAGCUCCAGGAAGUUGGGGUUUUUGAUAAUUUACUGACACUUAUCCCAAACAGUGUUGCAAAACUCCCUAAGCUGAAGAAACUAAAUGCCAAGAGAAACCCAUUUCCUGGGCCCACAGAAGAGGAAAUCUUUAUUGAUAACAUCAAACGCCUUGAGACACUUUAUUUGGUAGAAGAAAAAGAUCUUUGCUUCUCAUGCUUGAGGAAAUGUCAAGAAGAGAGGGACAAGCUAAACAAGCUGAAGAAUACAAUGCCCGCUCCCCUCAGAAAGCCAAACUUUUCAAACCUCAUGACCCCCAACUCACUAGCAAAGGAGAAUCAAACAGAGUGGAGGUGAAUGAGGUACCAUCCCCAUCCCCAGACAAAUGACAGAUAAUGAUGCUGAGGUAUGGCAUGGCAUAGCAACUUGCAUCUCUUCCUUAUGAAUGAUCCCAAGUAAUAAAACAGCUCUGGAUCUCAUACAGCUCUACUACUCUAACAGACAUGUAUCAAUCCACCACACAUUCCCAUAGCAGGAGGUCAGAAUCUAAAUCUGUUAGCCCCAGCUUCUCUCCAGCUUGUAAUUGGGAGCGGACAUUACAACAGUUGUACUGACCUUCCAAUAUGUACCACAGCUUCAGUGAAGACCUCCCCUUCCCUCUUCUGAUUCAAUAAAGGUGGGCUGGAGAGUUUGGACACUAGAUACAAGAGGCAUCCCAAGCAUCUUUUCAUCCAUUGCCAAAGACAUCCUCUCUUCUAGCUCUCAGAGAAAGACCAGAAAUUAUUGGAUGUUGGAGGCUAGGUGCUGACA
Molecule: messenger RNA, 1257 nt
Organism: Python bivittatus (Burmese python)
Lineage: Eukaryota; Metazoa; Chordata; Lepidosauria; Squamata; Pythonidae
Source: RefSeq, a predicted model, not a curated record